AUGAAAAGUUCUAAAGAAGUUGUUUCUGUUUUAAUCAAUAAUUAUAACGAUGAAUUUCAAAAAAGAGAAAGCGAAAUUCUUGACGAUAUUAUUAUGGAAUCUAAAGAAUGGCUUUACCGUAAACAAACCGAAACUAUUGGAUAUUAUCCGGUGCUUUCUGAAAAAUUAAAAGAAAUCGAAGAAAAAGAUAAUGAAACUAAACUUCACAGGAUAAAGAAGUUUCAGCAAUUAGUUCAAGAAAGAGAACUUAAAAGAAAAAGUAUUGCCGACAACUAUAUGCAAAAUUAUCUUAAUUCAUUGCAAAAGCUUAAAUCUGAGACCUAA
Molecule: messenger RNA, 324 nt
Organism: Racocetra fulgida
Lineage: Eukaryota; Fungi; Glomeromycota; Glomeromycetes; Diversisporales; Gigasporaceae
Source: the annotation of a GenBank genome assembly